UAAGGAGAGGAGGCGGGCGCGCUCCCUUUUCUUUCCCGGAGCUCUCGUGGGAGGUAACAGCUUGUCUUUAAACCCUUUGUGGCAAUCCUUGGAAGCACCGUCGAGAUGCCCAGGGAAGACAGGGCUACGUGGAAGUCCAACUAUUUCCUGAAAAUCAUCCAACUCCUGGAUGAUUAUCCAAAAUGCUUCAUCGUGGGAGCAGACAAUGUAGGAUCCAAACAGAUGCAGCAGAUCCGCAUGUCCCUGCGUGGGAAGGCUGUUGUGCUGAUGGGGAAGAACACCAUGAUGCGCAAGGCUAUCCGUGGUCAUCUGGAGAAUAACCCUGCUUUGGAAAAGCUGUUGCCUCAUAUCCGUGGGAAUGUGGGCUUUGUGUUCACCAAGGAGGAUCUGACUGAGAUCAGGGACAUGCUGUUGGCUAACAAGGUGCCAGCUGCUGCUCGAGCUGGUGCCAUUGCCCCUUGUGAUGUCACCGUGCCAGCCCAGAACACUGGUUUGGGUCCCGAGAAGACCUCCUUCUUCCAGGCUUUGGGCAUCACCACGAAGAUCUCCAGGGGUACCAUUGAAAUCCUGAGUGAUGUGCAGCUGAUCAAGACUGGAGAUAAAGUGGGAGCCAGCGAAGCGACCUUGCUGAACAUGUUGAAUAUUUCCCCAUUCUCCUUUGGGCUGAUUAUCCAGCAGGUGUUUGACAACGGCAGCAUUUACAAUCCUGAAGUGCUGGACAUCACUGAGGAGACUCUGCACAGACGCUUCCUGGAAGGCGUUCGUAACGUAGCUAGUGUUUGUCUGCAAAUUGGCUACCCAACCAUCGCUUCUGUGCCUCACUCCAUCAUCAAUGGGUACAAGCGAGUCCUAGCUGUGGCUGUGGAGACUGAAUACACCUUCCCACUGGCUGAAAAGGUAAAGGCCUUCCUAGCUGACCCCUCAGCCUUUGUGGCUGCUGCCCCUGUGGCAGCUGAAGCUGCAGCUCCUGCUGCUGCUCCAGCCAAAGAGGAAGUAAAGGAGGAAUCCGAGGAGUCUGACGAGGACAUGGGAUUCGGUCUCUUUGACUAACUCCUGCCACGCGCUAACCAACCACUUCAUCAACUGGUUUAAUUAGAGAAAUAAAGUGCUAUUUUACACCC
Chrysemys picta bellii (western painted turtle) is the source of this 1121-nucleotide messenger RNA. RefSeq names its product ribosomal protein lateral stalk subunit P0 (gene RPLP0). Gene Ontology annotation, cellular component: cytosolic large ribosomal subunit. Gene Ontology annotation, biological process: cytoplasmic translation; ribosome biogenesis; ribosomal large subunit assembly. The record is from RefSeq and is a predicted model, not a curated record. Gene Ontology annotation, molecular function: large ribosomal subunit rRNA binding; structural constituent of ribosome. NCBI's taxonomy places the organism in Eukaryota, Metazoa, Chordata, Testudines, Emydidae.